AUGAAAUUAAGGUGUGGAGAGCAAACUUCCAAUUCUUAUGAAAAGUUAAAAGAGCUUUUAAAUAUUGGUGGUCGAAGUACCCUUAGAUUAGAUAGGAAAGGUCUUCUAAAGUCAUUGGGAACAGAAUUACUUGUACAGGAAGAUGGAGUAUUAAGUACACGUGGUAAAAGAAAAGGAGAUUUAAAUAAAGAGCGUCCUUAUCCUAGACCCCGGUUCAGGGUCCAGGCUUCUUAUCCUAGACCCACCUUAAAUAUGAUUGUUUUAAUCAGCAGAAAAUAUACCAUAUACACGCGUAACAUUUAG
This is a messenger RNA of Rhizophagus irregularis DAOM 181602=DAOM 197198, 303 nucleotides long. RefSeq lists its product as uncharacterized. Lineage: Eukaryota; Fungi; Glomeromycota; Glomeromycetes; Glomerales; Glomeraceae. The record is from RefSeq and is a predicted model, not a curated record.